This is a messenger RNA of Stomoxys calcitrans (stable fly), 651 nucleotides long. RefSeq lists its product as uncharacterized. The coding region runs from base 211 to 570 and encodes 119 amino acids. Lineage: Eukaryota; Metazoa; Arthropoda; Insecta; Diptera; Muscidae. The record is from RefSeq and is a predicted model, not a curated record. The transcript has 3 exons.
UCAUCAAAAUACGAAAUCAAGUAGCUCAUAAAAAGUUCAUUGAAUUUUUGCAUUUCUUCAAAACAUUUCCAUAUGGAACGAUAAGCUGGAAGGCAAAUUUGUCAUAACACAUUUUUUUCUUAUAAAAACCUUUUAAAGAGUUUAUGUGCCAUCAGUUAUUUCCAAAGAUUUGUAAAAUAUACAGCUGAGAGUGAUUUAAAGCAACCUACAAUGAAGUGCAUCGCAUCUGUGGCAUUAAUCCUGGCUUUGGCUGUCUCAUGUCAAGGAUAUAGCUUCUUUAUACCAGCAAAAAUUGGUAUGCCCGGAGUAUGCAUGUACAAUGGAAUAAUGCUAAAGCGUGGUGACAAUAAUGUGAUGAAUUCAUGCCAAAACAUGCGCUGCAAUGAGGAUGGAUCCAUUGUAGUACAAGGAUGCGGUCAUUAUGAUAUGCGCGAUUGUAAGGUUCUGGACCCCAUGAAUUUACACAAACCUUAUCCGGAUUGUUGCCGCAUGAAUUUCCUGUGCACCAUGGCCAAUGGAGAAGUGGUAAAUCGUGAAAUUCAACCUUUGGAAACUGGUAUAUAUGCUUAAUUUACUAGAUUUUAAGUAAAUUUUGAAACAUUUGUAAAGGAGAUAAUUAAGGAGGAAUAAAAAUGUUCUGUUCAUAUAUUA